Molecule: messenger RNA, 231 nt
Organism: Dovyalis caffra
Lineage: Eukaryota; Viridiplantae; Streptophyta; Magnoliopsida; Malpighiales; Salicaceae
Source: the annotation of a GenBank genome assembly
AUGAGUUAUUCGAGCAGAAACUGCAUGGAAGCUAGUUUGGCUGGCAUUGAAGGCCAGACAAAUCAUGGUUCUAAAUCAAACUCCACCUUUCACUCUUGGAAUUCCAGGAAGAAAAGCUACUUCUCUGCUGGUAAUGGGGGUGUUGCAAUUGAUGGAGAAAGCAAGAGAAAACAGGCUGAAGAGUCCUUUCAGAGAGUGAUGUACUUGAAUUGCUGGACACAAGGUUGCUAG